Hydra vulgaris (swiftwater hydra) is the source of this 5834-nucleotide messenger RNA. Its product is annotated as collagen alpha-1(IV) chain-like. Gene Ontology annotation, molecular function: extracellular matrix structural constituent conferring tensile strength. NCBI's taxonomy places the organism in Eukaryota, Metazoa, Cnidaria, Hydrozoa, Anthoathecata, Hydridae. The record is from RefSeq and is marked provisional. Gene Ontology annotation, cellular component: collagen trimer. Gene Ontology annotation, biological process: extracellular matrix organization.
GAACUCACUAUCUACUAUUCUUCAACCAAUAGCGUAUAAUAGACAGUGCACACCUUGAUAUUCUACUAAACGUAGUUUUUUUCCCCAAUUCGUUAGACUUGCUUUCGAUAUAUGGCCGUUUAAUCGAGGAUAAAGGAGAAAAUAUCGCAAUAUAAAAAAUGAAUCACACGACCAAAUGGACUAUUUGGAUUGUGUUGAUUUUCACGUUACAUUCGUGUUUAGUUUUUACUCAGUUGUGUGGUGGUGGUGGUUGUAAUCAAUGCAGUAAUGUUUGUGUUGGUCAAAAAGGAGACAGGGGUUCUGUUGGUCUGCCUGGAUUUAAAGGACCUAUUGGUGAGCCUGGAUUUCCUGGAGGAGAAGGUCCUGCUGGAAGGCCUGGAGAGAAAGGAGAUGGUGGUGCCCCUGGUUUACAAGGAGAAGUUGGUGCUAGAGGUAAAGUAGGACCACCUGGAACACCUGGAAUCCCAGGUUCUCAUGGUCGACCUGGAGACGAAGGAAGACAAGGGGAGCCAGGUCUACCAGGGUGCAACGGAACCAAGGGAGAUAUUGGUCCUCCUGGUCCUCGUGGUAAAGAUGGAGUUCAAGGACCAUCUGGAUUACCCGGACCAAUUGGUCCUCCAGGAGAACCAGGCGAUUCUACUGCAACAAAGUUAAAAGGUCAAAAAGGAGAACCAGGACCAAAAAGUCAAGACGGACCAGCUGGUGACCCAGGAACAAAAGGCGAUAAAGGAGAACCUGGAAAAGCAGGAAGAAUGGGUCCACAAGGUUUGCGUGGUGAGAAAGGGGCUAGAGGUGAUUCUAAUAUUACCAUAGUUGGAGAACGUGGUGAUAAAGGGGACAUUGGCUUACCAGGACCACCAGGCAGAGACUGUAAUGGAAGUUCAGUUACUGGAGAACUUAUAACAAAUAUUCAAGGCCCAAAAGGUGAGCAAGGUAAAAAAGGAGAUCAAGGACAAAAAGGAGAACCAGGACAACCUGGUCAAGCUGGAGAAGCGGGUCAGGAUGGUCAAAAAGGAGAAAAAGGUGAUAAAGGAGAGAUUGGUAGUGCUGGACCUUCUGGAAUUCAAGGUGAAAAAGGUGAUAUUGGUGCAACUGGUGCAGCUGGUACAAAAGGGGAACCAGGGUCUGAUGGCUCUCUAGGUUCACCAGGCCAGAAAGGUGAUCAUGGAACCAAAGGUUCUGAAGGUCCUGUUGGUGAUCGAGGUAAACAAGGAGAAAGCAUAACUGGACCACCUGGGCAAAUAGGUGAAAAGGGACAGCGUGGACCAGAAGGAAAAAAAGGAGAACCUGGUCCAGAAGGGCCUCCUGGACCUAAUGGUGAAGUAGGAGAUACUGGACCUCCAGGUCUUAAAGGUUUAAAAGGUGAGAUAGGUAUGACUGGUCCAAGUGGUGAACCUGGAAAAACUGGAGCAGAAGGAAUGAAAGGACCAAUUGGACCUGCUGGUCAGCGAGGAGAAACAGGAUCAAAAGGAGAGUCUGGAAGACCAGGUCAAAGUGUACAAGGUAGUCCUGGUAUGGAUGGUAAUCCUGGGCAAAUCGGACCUCCUGGAGAACCUGGAAUUCCUGGUUUUCCAGGUCCACCUGGAAAUCCUGGUCAAGUUAUAAAUGAUCUAGGUGAAACAGUAUUACCAGGCCCUCCAGGUGAUCAAGGUCCUCAAGGUAUUCAAGGUGUUGCAGGACCACAAGGAAGUCCAGGUAUUAGAGGAGAUAAAGGAGAUGCUUGCAAAUCAUGCCCAAGUGGCCCGCAAGGAGAAAAGGGUGUAGCAGGACAAGAUGGUCUUCCGGGUGCUAAUGGAGAAAAAGGUGAUAAAGGAGAUGAAGGUAAACCUGGUCUUGAAGGAAGUGUUGGUGAUCCAGGUGAAAGUGGACUAACCGGACCACAAGGACCUAUUGGUGAAAAAGGUGACACAGGUGCUAAAGGAAAUAAAGGGGAGCGUGGAUCUGAUAGGAUUGUUCAAGGAGAACGUGGUGAAAAAGGUACUGAUGGUAUGCCAGGAUCUCCUGGUUCCAUAGGAUUUAAAGGUGAACAGGGGGUUCCUGGUGAUCCAGGUACUGAUGGACCACAAGGACCUCAAGGACUUCAAGGUCCUCAAGGUGAUCGUGGUGCUCCUGGUAAAUCAGGUAUACCAGGCAAUAACGGAGAGAAAGGUGAAAAGGGAAAUAAAGGGGAUGGCUUACGUGGAUUUAAAGGUGAGCGUGGUCGUGAUGGAGAACCAGGACCAAAAGGAUCUCAAGGACCAAUGGGUAAACCAGGACCUAAAGGAGAACCAUUUUCUACAGCUUUAAAAGGACAACAAGGUGAUAAAGGAGAUGUUGGUUCAGAAGGUCCACCUGGACCUCAAGGAGCUGAAGGGCAAGUAGGAAACCAGGGAUUUAAAGGUGAGCCAGGACUCAGAGGUGCACCAGGAAGUGGAGAAAAAGGAGAGAAGGGUGAUGCUGGCACACCAGGAAUAGCAGGGAAAAAUGGAGAAAAUGGUAAGGAUGGUCAAGAUGGACCGAAAGGUGACAAAGGUGAAAAAGGCCUGCAAGGACCAAUUGGUAUUUCUGGUCCAAUUAAAGGUGAACCUGGUUUAAAAGGUGAUCCAGGUAAACCUGGGCUUGAUGGCGCUCCUGGAAAAUCUGUACCAAAAGGUGAACCUGGUAGAGAUGGAAAAGAUGGAGAUCCAGGAGCUAAAGGUGAACCAGGCACUCCUGGUGAAAGCGGUCGUGAUGGGGAAAAAGGUGAAAUUGGACCUCAAGGCCCUCAGGGUGAUAAAGGAGAUCAAGGGCAAUCAGUGAUAGGUCCAAAGGGUGAAACCGGUGCUAUAGGUAAAAAAGGAGAAACUGGUCAAGAUGGCUUGAAAGGCAGAGAUGGAAUAGGUAAACAAGGAGCUAACGGUGAAAAGGGUGAAAAAGGAAACUCAGUAGUUGGUUUGCCAGGUGAUCCUGGAGAAAAAGGUUCACCAGGAGAAAAAGGCAAAGAUGGAAUUUCUGGAAAACAAGGAAAACCUGGACCACCUGGAAAAGAUGGUGUUGAUGGCACUCCUGGUAAAGAUGGUUUGCCUGGAAAUCCAGGCCCAGAAGGACCUAAAGGCGAAAAAGGAGUUACUGGACCAACUGGUUUAGAUGGGGAAAAAGGAGAGCCUGGAUACAGUGGACAAAAAGGUGCCAAGGGAGAAACUGGUGUUCGUGGAAAACCUGGAGCCACAAGUAAUGUAAUGGGACCAAAAGGAAAUCGUGGGGAGUCUGGUGCUAAAGGCGAACCAGGAAAACAAGGACCACCUGGGGCUGAGGGACCUCAAGGUGAAAAAGGAGAAAGAGGUAUUGGCACAGAUAAAGGUACUAAAGGGGAUACAGGUGAUAUAGGAUUACAAGGACCUAAAGGAGAAAGAGGAGAACGAGGUGAACAAGGUCGAAAAGGAGAUCAAGGUCCUAUAGGACCAAAAGGAGAUGUCGGAGAACCUGGUCCAGCUGGGUCAAUCGGAAACACAGGUAUUUCUGGCAAUGAUGGACCUAAAGGUGAAUCUGGACCUCCAGGUAUUAAAGGUGAACCUGGUUCAGUUGGAAGUAUUGGACCUAAAGGAAGCAAAGGAGAGCAGGGUGAAAAAGGAGAGAGAGGAAGCACACUGAAAGGAAAUCCUGGUCCUGAAGGACCUCGCGGCCCCACAGGUCCACCCGGACCAGCUGGAAAAGACUAUAUACUUGAUCUUGAAGUCGGUCCUUUGGGGGAAAAACCAACCAAAGGUGAGCCAGGAGAAGAUGGACCAAAGGGAGAUAAAGGUGAUAUUGGUGAAACUGGCUCACAAGGAACUAAAGGUGAAAAAGGUGUUCCGGGUUCUAAAGGAGAAAAAGGAGAGCAAGGUUUAGAAGGACCAAAAGGCUUGGAAGGAAGAGUUGGUUUAGCUGGAUCAAAAGGGGACAAAGGUAUAAAAGGAGUUAUUGGAAAGCCUGGUCCAACUGGAGAUAAAGGUGAAAAAGGUUUACAAGGUUUUAAAGGAGAUACAGGACCACAAGGAAUCCAAGGAAAAGAAGGAGAGCCAGGAAGAGAAGGAGCAAAAGGACUUAAAGGAGAAGUAGGAGCUGAAGGAAAAAUGGGACCACCUUGUGAUGCCGGAGCUACAAUUAUUGGUGAAAAAGGUGAUAGAGGAGAAAAAGGUGAAGCUGGACAGCGUGGUUACAAAGGAGAACCAGGUCCAUCUAGUCAACUAACUAUUAAUCCAGGCGCUAAAGGUGAACAAGGAGAUAGAGGAAUUAAAGGAGAGAAGGGGAAUAUUGGACCAAAAGGUAUAAAUGGUCCAUUUGGUAAAGAUGGUUCAAUUGGACCUGAGGGACCAAAAGGAGAUUCUGGUCAAAAAGGAGAAACUGGUUUAGAUGGUCCAAAAGGAGAAAAAGGGCAGCCAGCAAUAGGAACAGGUCCAAAAGGUGAAAAAGGUGAUCAAGGGCCUCCUGGUCCACAAGGCCCCCAGGGUGAUAUUGGAGAAAAGGGUGAUAUUGGACCGCAAGGAGAAACUGGCGAUAUUGGACCACAAGGAAUAAAAGGAGAAUUCGGUAUAGCUGGUAUUAAAGGUGAAACUGGUCCUCCUGGUCUACAAGGUCCUAUUGGUUUGAAGGGAGACCAAGGACCGCCUGGUGAUGCAGGUAAAGUAGGUCCUCCUGGUCGUAGUGGCUCUGGUGAUUUUGGGUUUUAUCUUGUCAAGCACAGUCAAUCUAUCAAGGUUCCAUCUUGUCCGGCAGGAAUGCAAACUAUGUGGGAAGGUUAUAGUUUCUUAUAUGCACAAGGUAAUGAACGUGCGUUUGGUCAAGAUUUAGGUCAACCUGGCUCUUGUCUUAAACGAUUUAGCACAAUGCCUUUCUUAUUUUGCGAUAUUCAAAAUAAGUGCGUUGUUGCAUCAAGAAACGACUAUUCUUUCUGGCUUUCUACUGCAGAAAAACCAAAGGAAGCACCAUCGAGUGGAGCUGAUCUUGAGAACUACAUUUCACGUUGUAUUGUAUGCGAGGCACCGUCCCACGUUCUAGCUGUUCACAGUCAAAGUGAACUAGAUCCAAAAUGCCCAGAUGGAUGGGAAAAUCUAUGGACUGGAUUUAGUUUCCUAAUGUACAACAGUGCCGGUGCUCAAGGAUCCGGUCAAUUGUUAUCUUCAUCUGGCUCUUGUUUGGAAGAUUUUCGUGUUAAUCCAUAUAUUGAAUGCCACGGUCGGGGAACAUGUUGGUACUACGGCCCUACUCUUAGUUUUUGGUUAUCUACUAUUGGCGAAAGUAACAUGUUUCAAGUUCCAAAAUCUGAAAUUCUUGAAAGAAAUCUUAAAGCACGAGUCAGUCGCUGUGCUGUUUGCAUGAAAUCUGUUCCUCAAGACUCAGCGAACUACAACAAAGAACCUUAGUGUUGCAAAAGAGCCUUAAUAUUAUACAAGGAUCACUGUGUGAUCCGUAUACAAUUUAUAUCAACUGACAUUUUUUUAAAAUCAAAAUUCAUUAUUUUAAAAACUAUUUAUAUUUAGAUAUCGCACUUCUGUUUUUAGAAUGCAAUUUUUAAAGGGAUUUACAUGAUUUGAUUACGUAAAAAAUAAUUUGUUACGAAACAGUUUUUGGUUAACAAUUUCAUCACAUUUAGCUGUCCAUUAUUUUAUGAUCUAAUACCUAGAAAACCUAAAUCAAGUAAUAUGAACCAAUCAAACCAAUGUUCGAAUUUCCCACGUUUUUGGUUAUUUUGUGUCUUAUCUUUUCCGCACUUUUUAAUUACAUGUUAACUAAUUUUUAGAAUUAUUUAAGUUGUUCUUUUUAAGAAUGUAUAGGAAACAUAUUUUUACUUUUUUAUAUAAAUACGUGAGUUUUGUAGAUAAAUAAGUAGACGUCUA